AUGAAGUGGACUAUAUUCUUUUUAAUUGGAAUGAUUUUAGGGAUAGUUCCCGAUGCCCAUGACCUCAUUAAUCGAGCUGUGGAUGCAGUGUCUAUACGAGAUCUUUUACAAAUAUCGGAUUUAUCAGAAUUGUCGAAUUUUUGGAAUAGUUUAAAUAAUAUUAAGUAUGAUACUGGUAGAUUACUUAUUGGUAAAACUGGAGGUUCAAUUUGGUCUAAAGCUACCAUCCCUAAAAAUGAUGAAUGGACUGUGGAAUUUGUAUUUAGAAGUUCAGGAAUCGAUAAAGACUUAGCUUUUGGUGAUUAUAAUGGAUUAUCAUUAUUCUUAGUUGAAGAUAAAACCUCCAAUACUGCAAAUUUUGGAGGUCCUGAUAAAUUUGAUGGAUUCCAAUUCUUGAUUAAUACUAAAGAGAAACAAGGUUUGAAGAUUUUUGCUAAUGAUGGGACCAAAAAAGUUGAAAAUAGUUUAUCUGAUUCCAUUGGAGAUUGUCAAUUUGUUUAUCUUAAUUCUCAAGUACCUUUCAAUAUGAGAAUAUCAUACUCAGAAGCUCAAAGUAUAUUCAAAGUUCAAAUCGAUAAUAACUUAUGUUUCAAGACCGAUAAGAUUAAGAUUCCUAAUAAACUUAAACUUGGAAUUGCUGGUAAUGUUAGUCCUGCUAGUGAAGAAAUGUUUGAAAUUUUGAAAUUGAAAACUUGGGAUUAUAUGACUGAAGAUGCCAUUGAUGACCAUGGAUUAAUGAGUGAUGGAGAAUUGAAAAUUGCUUAUAAAACUGUUGUUGAAGAUCGUAAUCAAAUCAGUACACCAGCUCAAAUCAGAGAAUCAUUACAUGAAAAGAAUCGGAAAUUUCAAGAACAAUUGGCUAAAGAUUCAACCAAUGAGUUUGAUAGAUCAAUCACUUUUGAUUCUUCAAGAUAUAAUGAAAUCAUUCAACAAAAUAAUCGUUUACAAUCAAGAUUAGAUUCUCUUGAAACAAUCCUUCUCAAUUUACAAAAAGAUAAUGGUCAAGUUGUGGGUAACGAUAAAACACUUGAAAAUUUCCAAAAUACCAUAACUACCCAAUAUGCUGAAUUACUUGAAUCUAUUGCUAGAUUGAAUCAAAAAGUUAUCAGUGAAGUUAGAGAACAACAAUUUACUAUUGAUGAAUUAGGUAAGAAAGUUGAUUUAUUGAUGAAUCAUCAUAAAGAGAUUAAAUUCCAAAAUGAUAAACCAAUUAACACUUAUGAAGCAGCUUCUAAUACCAUUAGGUAUAUCUUAUUUGUUAUAGUAUUCAUAGUAUUAUUAUUGGCUAUAUUUGUUUAUAGAUUAAGACAUGAUAUAAAACAUUCCAAGUUAUUAUAA
Yamadazyma jaroonii is the source of this 1338-nucleotide messenger RNA. The record is from the annotation of a GenBank genome assembly. Lineage: Eukaryota; Fungi; Ascomycota; Pichiomycetes; Serinales; Debaryomycetaceae.